GGCAGGGGUUUGGCGCGCCCAGCGCGCACCGGCCGCCAAAGGAAGCGCUUUUGCCUUGGGACCAGGCGCUAGGCUCCUGGCCCGGCCCGGGGGCGCGGCGCGCCCAUGGGCAGCGCCGAGAACCGCAGCGACGGCUCGGAGGACGCGGGGGAGCCGCCGUGGGCAGAGGUGCUGCCUUGCGACGAGCGCCAUUGCUCGCCCUUCCCCCUGGGGGCGCUGGUGCCAGUGACCGCCGUGUGCCUGGGCCUGUUCGCCGUCGGGGUGAGCGGCAACGUGAUGACGGUGCUGCUGAUCGGGCGCUACCGGGACAUGCGGACCACCACCAGCUUGUACCUGGGCAGCAUGGCCGUGUCUGACCUGCUCAUCCUGCUCGGGCUCCCCUUCGACCUGUACCGCCUCUGGCGCUCCCGGCCCUGGGUGUUCGGUACGCUGCUCUGCCGCCUCUCGCUCUAGUGCACCUACGCCACGCUGCUGCACAUGACGGCGCUCAGCCUCGAGCGCUACCUCGCCAUCUGUCGCCCGCUCCGGGCCCGCGGCCUCGUCACCCGCCGCCGCGUCCUUAUGGUCAUCGCCGCGCUCUGGGCCGUGGCGCUGCUCUCCGCCGGGCCCUUCUUCUUUCUGGUGGGCGUCGAGCAGGACCCCGGCCGCUACGCGGUCCAGGACCUUAACGGCACCGUAGCUCACCCCCUCGCCCCGCCGCCACCGCCACUUCUCGGGUCCUCGCGGGCGCCACCGCUGUCCCCGCCGUCGGGGCCCGAGGCGGCGGCGGCCGCGGCGCUGUUCAGCCAGGAGUGCCGGCCGAGCCCGGCGCAGUGGGGCGCGCUGUGCGUCAUGCUGUGGGUCACCACCGCCUACUUCUUCCUGCCCUUCCUGUGCCUCAGCGUCCUCUACGGGCUUAUCGGGCGGGAGCUGUGGAGGAGCCGCGGGCCGCUGCGAGGCCCGGCCACCUCCGCUCGGGAGAAGGGACACCAGCAGAUGGUCCGCGUCCUGCUGGUGGUGGUUCUGGCGUUUAUAGUUUGCUGGCAGCCUUUCCACGUUGGCAGAAUCAUUUACAUAAAUACCAAAGAUUCCGGGAUGAUGUACUUCUAUAGUACUUUAACACUUGCCCUGCAACUUUUCUAUCUGAGCGCAUCCAUCAACCCCAUCCUCUACAACCUCAUUUCAAAGAAGUAUAGAGCAGCGGCCUGGAAACUGCUGCUAGCCAGGCGGUCCAGACAGAGAGGUUUCUGCAGAAGCAGGGAGGCUGGAGGGGAUCCUGGAGGAGACAUGGCUGGCUGCACCGAGACCAGCGCUAAUGUACAGACACCAGCAACCAGCAUGGCCAAACACAGCGCCUCAUCCCACAGCUCUGGGACUUAA
This is a messenger RNA of Globicephala melas (long-finned pilot whale), 1359 nucleotides long. It is a transcript of the gene MLNR, whose product is annotated as motilin receptor. Gene Ontology annotation, biological process: G protein-coupled receptor signaling pathway. The record is from RefSeq and is a predicted model, not a curated record. Gene Ontology annotation, molecular function: G protein-coupled peptide receptor activity. Lineage: Eukaryota; Metazoa; Chordata; Mammalia; Artiodactyla; Delphinidae. Gene Ontology annotation, cellular component: plasma membrane.